CAAGUACUAGUUUGUUUGUUAGCGGUCUCUCUGGAGAAGUUGAUUUGAUGGGGGAAGGGACGCUCAUAAAUUAGAGCAUUCCUCAACCAAAACAAGCUACACCAAAUUCAGUUUAUUUUUCCACCACCAUGGAGCUUAAUGCUACCACCAUGCAGCACCCUCAAACCUGCCUAGAAAUAACCAUGGAGGUUCAUCAAGUUGUCCCACCACCCCAUAAGAGCACCAUUCACAAGCUUAAAUCAAGGCUCAAAGAAACUUUCUUCCCUGAUGACCCUUUGCGCCAAUUCAAAGGACAGCCAACGAGGAAGAAAUGGAUUCUUGCAGCUCAAUACAUCUUCCCUAUUCUCCAAUGGGGUCCGAAUUAUAGCUUCAAACUCUUCAAAUCGGAUAUUGUUGCCGGACUUACCAUUGCCAGCUUAGCCAUCCCACAGGGUAUCAGUUAUGCUAAGCUUGCUAGUCUACAACCAAUUGUUGGUCUCUAUUCCAGCUUUGUGCCUCCUCUUGUAUAUGCUGUACUUGGAAGCUCCAGGGACCUUGCAGUAGGGCCUGUUUCCAUAGCUUCACUUAUACUUGGAUCCAUGCUUCGGCAAGAAGUAUCCCCUGCCAAUGAUCCUGUCUUGUUUCUGCAACUAGCCUUUACUACAACUUUCUUUGCUGGUUUUUUCCAAGCUUCUUUGGGAUUUUUAAGGCUUGGAUUUAUCAUUGAUUUUCUCUCAAAGGCUACUCUUAUCGGGUUCAUGGCUGGGGCUGCUAUCAUUGUUUCUUUGCAGCAGCUGAAAAGCCUUCUUGGAAUCACUCAUUUUACUAAACAAAUGGGUUUGGUACCUGUUUUGAGCUCCGUUUUCCACAAUACAAAGGAGUGGUCAUGGCAAACAAUACUGAUGGGGUUCUGCUUUCUAGUGUUCCUGCUAGUGGCAAGACAUGUUAGCAUGAGAAGACCAAAUCUGUUUUGGAUCUCAGCUGGGGCUCCUCUUGUUUCUGUGAUCCUCUCUACACUCGUGGUUUUUGCAUUCAAAGCUGAGCAUCAUGGCAUCAGUAUAAUUGGAAAAUUGCAACAAGGAUUAAAUCCUCCUUCAUGGAAUAUGCUGCAAUUUCAUGGAAGCCACCUUGGACUGUCAAUUAAAGCUGGCCUUGUUACUGGAAUUAUUUCCCUCACUGAAGGCAUUGCAGUAGGAAGGACUUUUGCUGCUCUUAAGAAUUACAAAGUGGAUGGCAACAAGGAAAUGAUGGCAAUUGGGCUGAUGAACAUGGUUGGCUCCUCCACUUCCUGCUAUGUCACAACAGGUGCUUUCUCCCGAUCAGCUGUUAAUCACAAUGCAGGAGCCAAAACUGCGGUCUCUAACAUAGUAAUGUCAAUUACGGUUAUGGUGACCCUCCUCUUCCUCAUGCCUUUAUUCCAGUACACACCAAACGUCGUGCUGGGAGCUAUCAUUGUGUCAGCAGUAGUUGGCCUUAUAGACAUUCCAGCAGCCUAUCAAAUUUGGAAGAUUGACAAAUUUGAUUUCAUUGUGAUGUUAUGUGCGUUCUUUGGUGUUAUCUUUAUCUCUGUCCAAGAUGGUCUUGCCAUUGCAGUUGGAAUCUCCAUUUUCAAGAUCCUCCUGCAAAUUACUAGGCCAAAGACAGUGAUGCUAGGGAACAUUCCUGGGACAGAUAUUUACCGUAAUCUUCACCAUUACAAGGAAUCCAUGAAGAUCCCUGGUUUCCUCAUUCUAAGCGUCGAAGCUCCAAUCAACUUUGCUAAUUCAACAUAUCUGAAUGAGAGGAUUUUGAGAUGGGUUGAAGAUUAUGAAGCAGAAGAAGAUCUUAAAAAGCAGUCAAGCCUUCGAUUUGUGAUUUUAGAGAUGUCAGCGGUGAGUGCCAUAGACACGAGUGGUGUAUCACUCAUUAAAGAACUGAAGAAAGCAAUGGAAAAGAAGGGCGUUGAGCUUGUGCUGGUGAAUCCUCUGGGUGAGGUGAUGGAAAAAUUGCAAAAAUCGGACGAAGCUGGUGAUUUCAUGGGACCAGACAGCUUAUUCUUGACAGUAGGGGAGGCUGUCACUACGCUUUCAUCAACAAUAAAAGGCCAAUCAUCAAAUCAUGUAGUAUGAAGAAUGUUACCUGACAUAUAUAGCUAUCGGUUCCGGGUUUUACAGUGGGAAUAUCGAAGUAUUUGAUAAUAUUAAAAAUCAAGCCAAAUCUGAUUUUCCACAUUCUCCUUGUUGACUAUCUUCCUCUGCUUACCAUAGUCCAUAGCUGCUCUCCUGCUUCAGAUACACUGGUUUGUGCUUGCAAAGACAUUAAAACUUACUAGUAGUGCUUGCAAUGUCCUUGCAUUUGGCCAUACUCUCCAAUAAAACGUUAGUACUAUGUUUGGUAA
This is a messenger RNA of Theobroma cacao (cacao), 2356 nucleotides long. It is a transcript of the gene AST91, whose product is annotated as sulfate transporter 91. Lineage: Eukaryota; Viridiplantae; Streptophyta; Magnoliopsida; Malvales; Malvaceae. Gene Ontology annotation, cellular component: membrane. Gene Ontology annotation, biological process: sulfate transmembrane transport. Gene Ontology annotation, molecular function: secondary active sulfate transmembrane transporter activity. The record is from RefSeq and is a predicted model, not a curated record.